AUGGUCACCACACGUAAUUGGGAGGUCAUGCCUCGCUGUGGGCCCAGGCUCGAGCCUAAAGACAGUUUCGUGGGCAUACCUACUCCUGCUUUCCUUGAACCUCGUCCUCCUUACGUUGGCCCUCCUGCUUUCGUCGAACCUCGUCCUGUUUUCGCUGGCCCUCCUGCUUUCGUCGAACCUCGUCCUGUUUUCGCUGGCCCUCCUGCUUUCGUCGAACCUCGUACUCCUUUGGUUGGCCCUCCUGCUUUCGUCGAACCUCGUCCUCCUUUGGUUGGCCCUCCUGCUUUCGUCGAACCUCGUCCUGCUUUCGUUGAACCUCGUCCUCCUUUCGUUGAACCUCGUCCUACUUUCGUUGGACCUCGUCCUGCCCCCGUUAGACCCCGUUUUGCCCCCAUUAGACCUCGUCCUGCUUCUGCUCCUGUUGUUCGUCAAAAUGCUCCUCUGGUGGCGUCUGCUGCAUAUCCUGCAGCAGCUCCGCUCCCUCCCGCCCCUACAAAUCCCAGUGUCCAAUACCCUCUUUCCCACGCUCCGCUGUCAGCGACCUCUCCAGACACCGUCACCACCGUCUACUUCAAGGCCGACGCCGCCAUGGCCAGCAGCAGCAGCAGCCGCCGCCGGAGGUGUGGUUCCUGGACCCGCGAAUACAAGCUCAAGGUUAACGACUACAUGAUGGACCGCAGAAACUGGGUCGCGGACGGUCGGCGGAGCAGCAGGAUACGUGAGGGGCUCCGCGCGGAGGGGAAUCUAAGGCCGUUGACUACCAAGGAAGUGGCCGAGCGGUUUAACGUGUCUGAAGUUAACGUCACGAGGUGGUGGCGUACGAGGCAUUUGAUACUGAACUCUCGGGAGGGUUCAAUGCGUGUCUCGCAUAAGCCGCCGAAGCACGCAAGAAGCGUACGCCGAAGAAGAAGGCUCCUGUCUUGA
Messenger RNA from Aaosphaeria arxii CBS 175.79, 924 nucleotides. RefSeq lists its product as uncharacterized. The record is from RefSeq and is a predicted model, not a curated record. The coding region runs from base 1 to 924 and encodes 307 amino acids. NCBI's taxonomy places the organism in Eukaryota, Fungi, Ascomycota, Dothideomycetes, Pleosporales. The transcript has a single exon.